AUGACAGAGAACAGCUUUAUCUUAACUAUCAGCACCGUCUCGAAGGUGACAGACAGCAGCUUUAUCUCAACUACCAGUAUCGUCUCCAUCGUCUCGGAGGUGACAGAGAGCAGCUUUCUCUCAAGUACCAGCUUAAAAUCCGACACAACAGAGAGCAGCUUUAUCUCAACUACAAGCUACACCUCUAAGACGACAAAGAGCAGCUUUAUCUCAACUACCAGCUUCACCUCUGAGACGACAAAGAGCAGCAUUAUCUAAACUACCAGCUUCACCUCUGAGACGACAAAGAGCAGCUCUAUCUCAACUACCAGCUUCACCUCUGAGACAACGGAGAGCAGCUUUAUCUUCACUACCAGCUUCACCUCUGAGACGACAGAGAGCAACUUUAUCUUCACUACCAGCUUCACCUCUGAGACCACAGAGAGCAGCUUUAUCUCAACUAUCAGCCUCACCUCCGACACAACAGAGAUGAGCUUUAUCUCAACUACCAGCUUCUCCUCUGAGAUGACAGAGAGCAGCUUUAUCUCAACUACCAGCUUCACCUCUGAGACGACAAAGAGCAGCUUUAUCUUAACUAUCGGCAUCGUCUCGGUGGUGACAGCGAGCAGCUUUAUCUCAACUAUCAGCAUCGCCUCGGAGGUGACAAAGAGCAGCUUUAUCUCAACUACAAGCUUCGUCUCUGAGACGACAGAGAGCAGCUUUAUCUUAACUAUCAGCAUCGUCUCGAAGAUGACAGAGAGGAGAUUUAUUUCAACUAUCAGCUUCGUCUCGAACAUAGCAGAGAGCAGCUUUAUCUCAACCACCAGCAUCGUCUCCAUCGUCUCGGAGGUGACAGAGAGCAGCUUUCUCUCAAGUACCAGCUUAAAAUCCGACACAACAGAGAGCAGCUUUAUCUCAACUACAAGCUACACCUCUAAGACGACAAAGAGCAGCUUUAUCUCAACUACCAGCUUCACCUCUGAGACGACAAAGAGCAGCAUUAUCUAA
Messenger RNA from Haliotis rubra (blacklip abalone), 987 nucleotides. RefSeq lists its product as uncharacterized. The record is from RefSeq and is a predicted model, not a curated record. Lineage: Eukaryota; Metazoa; Mollusca; Gastropoda; Lepetellida; Haliotidae. The transcript has 3 exons.